UCCCGCCAUUUUAUUUUUCAGAAACAAGCAGCUAGUCAGCUCGCACACAUUCAAAUAAUUGUCGCCGUACGGCCUCGGGACCCUGAGCGCACGGCCUUAAUUUUAGUGUUUGUCGACGUUCCCUCGAGUACGUUGGUCCGGGAGACCUGCACACAUCGCACGCUUCUGCUUCUGGUUCAUGGUCUGACUUUUUGUCAAGACAUUGGAGGAGAGAAGGUGAAAGAUGACGCAGUUUUUACCCCCGAACCUGCUGGCCCUAUUCGCACCGCGGGACCCAAUACCUUUCCUCUCCCAGCUCGAGAAGCUGCCCCAUGAGAAACACCACAACCAGCCUUACAGUGGCAUUGCACCGUUCAUCCGGCAUUUCGAGGAUCCGAGAGAUGCCCCCCCACCAACAAGGGCAGAGACGCGCGAUGAGCGGCUUGAGAGAAAGAGGCGGGAGAAGAUUGAGAGGAGACAAGCAGUGGUGGAGACAGAACUCAAGCUUUGGGACCCCCAUAAUGACCCCAAUGCUCAAGGGGAUGCCUUCAAGACAUUGUUUGUUGCCCGAGUGAACUAUGAUACGACCGAGUCCAAGCUUCGCCGUGAGUUUGAGGUCUAUGGCCCCAUCAAACGGAUUUACAUAGUCUACAACAAGAGGACGCAGAAGCCACGGGGCUAUGCAUUCAUUGAGUAUGAGCAUGAACGAGACAUGCACUCCGCCUACAAGCAUGCCGAUGGGAAGAAGAUUGACGGUAGAAGGGUGCUGGUUGACGUGGAACGUGGACGCACUGUCAAAGGAUGGCAACCUCGCAGGCUGGGUGGUGGAUUGGGUGGCACUAGAAGAGGUGGAGCUGAUGUCAACAUCAAGCACUCUGGCCGAGAUGAUGCAUCACGUUAUGAUGAGCGCCCCAUAGGGGGUGAUCGGGAACCCCGAGAGCGGAGGGAGCGCAGCCGGGAGCGCGACCGGGACAAGGACAAGGACAAAGACAAGGACAAGGACAGAGAGCGCCGACGGUCCCGAUCCCGUGAACGCCGUCGACGUACUCGAUCUCGGGAGCGAGAGAGGGAAAGAGAGAGACCUAUUGGUGGAGGAGGAGGUGGUGGAGGAGGAGGAGGAGGAGGAGGAGGAGGAGGAGGUGGUGGUGGUGGAGGAGGAGAUGAGGUUGUCAGCGGUAGUGGUGGUGGUACCCGGCGUAGAGAGCGGGAGAAGGACCGUGGGGUGGCAGCUGGAGGAGACAGCAGAAGUAGGGAGAGGAGUCGAGAACGGAAGAGAAGGAGCAGGAGCAGGGAUCGCAAGAGAGACCGGGAGAGAGGCAAGGGGCUGGAUGGGGAGGAUGUCAGUCAGGCAGAAGGUGCCCCUGAAGGAGGUGAGCGAAUGCUGGAGGAAAAUGAAGGAGAAGUGGGGGAGGGCAAUGAGGAGCGUAGGGACAGGGACAGAGACAGGGACCGCAGGCGCAGCCACAGGGACAGAGAGAGGCGCAGGGGGGACCGGGACCGAGACAGGGAACACAAGAGGGAGCGGGGGGAGAGGGAGCGGGGGGAUCGCAAAGAGGAGCGUCACGGCUCCCUACGAGACGACAUGGGCCCCCAAGAUGACCAGGGCAAUGAGGAGGAGGGAGGAGCGCCGCCACACAUGGAGGAGUACAGUCAGGAUGGGAUGAUGGACCAGCAGUCGGUGCCGUCGGCUGAUGGCUAUGGCUCCAGUGAAAAUGGCUACAAGAUGGAGGCCCCAGGAGACGAGUACUGAGACGCUCCCUCUCCCAUUCAUUAAUAAGUUGUUUCAUACUAUACUUUAAAUCUGCCCGUAACUUUUUACCAAGACACAGGAAGUCUGAAUGAUGUCAGGGCCUCUUCAGCACCAGACAUCUAGCUAGCUUUCCUCCUAUCUGUCAAAAUUCUGUUUAAAUAUUCCUCUUCAUCCUAUUGCACGCACAGCUGAUGCAUAUAACGAUUUGGUCUCACAGAAGUUGCAGCUUUCCUGCAUUGCCCAACUAAUCCGUGCCACUAAAUGUUAUCAGAUGACUUUUUACUUGAUUCACUCUAGAAAUAUUUUUCUUUCUUUUUCCACAUGGCUUGGGAUGAACUGUAGAAACACAAGCUCUAUUCAUUUUUAGAAGGGUAGAGUCUUGUCUUUUAUUUCCAGAUUCAUAAAACAGUUAGAUUGUAUGCUCAUUUGGAAGUGACAUAUUUCCCCUCAAUGUAUGUGAAAUUGAUGGAGAUGUAGUAUUGUGUGACAAUUGAGGGCUGUUCUGUUUAUUCAUUCUGGAAUAAAGUUUUUUUUAAAUUA
Molecule: messenger RNA, 2269 nt
Organism: Cyclopterus lumpus (lumpfish)
Lineage: Eukaryota; Metazoa; Chordata; Actinopteri; Perciformes; Cyclopteridae
Gene: snrnp70
Product: small nuclear ribonucleoprotein 70 (U1)
Exons: 10
Coding region: 224-1729 (501 amino acids)
Biological process (GO): mRNA splicing, via spliceosome
Cellular component (GO): precatalytic spliceosome; U2-type prespliceosome; U1 snRNP
Molecular function (GO): U1 snRNA binding; mRNA binding
Source: RefSeq, a predicted model, not a curated record